Messenger RNA from Cicer arietinum (chickpea), 1528 nucleotides. Its product is annotated as AT-hook motif nuclear-localized protein 14-like. NCBI's taxonomy places the organism in Eukaryota, Viridiplantae, Streptophyta, Magnoliopsida, Fabales, Fabaceae. The record is from RefSeq and is a predicted model, not a curated record. Gene Ontology annotation, molecular function: minor groove of adenine-thymine-rich DNA binding.
UAAUUUUAUUUAAAAAAAAUACUAAAAAAAAAUUGCAGCGUCACACACAUCUUGUUGAUUCAAGUAAAAAAAAAAAUGGAACCCAAUGACAACCAACUAAGCUCUUUUUUCCACCACCAUAACCACCACCACCAACAACAGCACCACCAACAACAACAACCACAGGGUAACUCAACCACCGUAGUCUCAGCCACUACCACCACCGCAGCUCCGACUAACGGUCUUUUAUCAAACACAGAUGGAUCCCACAUACUGUACCCUCAUUCAGUGGCUUCUGCUGUGUCUUCUCAGCUUGAACCAGCUAAGAGGAAACGAGGAAGACCUAGAAAGUACGGAACACCGGAACAAGCUCUCGCUGCUAAAAAAGCCUCUACGUCGUCGUUUUCAUCUACUCCCGCUGGUGCUGACAAUAGCAGCAAGAAUACCACACACUCUUUUUCUCCUUCUUCUUUCUCUUCUAAGAAAUCUCAUUCUCUCUCUCUAGGUAAUGCAGGACAAGGUUUCAGUGCACAUGUCAUUGCUGUUGCUGCUGGUGAGGAUGUUGGCCAGAAAAUUAUGCAAUUUAUGCAACAACAUAGGGGUGAGAUAUGCAUUCUGUCUGCAUCUGGUUCCAUCUCUAAUGCCUCUCUUCGUCAACCGGCAUCUUCAGGAGGAAAUAUUACAUAUGAGGGUCGAUUUGAUAUUAUUUCACUUACCGGUUCUUAUGUUCGUAAUGAAACCGGAGGGCGAAGUGGCGGUCUCAGUGUAUGCUUGUCUAAUUCUGAUGGACAAAUCAUAGGUGGUGGUGUUGGUGGGCCACUUAAAGCUGCCGGUCCAGUUCAGGUCAUUGUUGGUACAUUUUUUAUCGACACCCAGAAGGAUACAAGUGCUGGCAUAAAAGGCGAUGCCUCUACCAGCAAGUUGCCAUCACAGGUUGGUGAAUCAGCAUCGAAUUUAGGUUUCCGCCAAGCAGUUGACUGUUCCAGCGGGAAUCCAAUUCGGGGAAAUGAUGAACAUCAAGCUAUGGGGGGAAGUCAUUUCAUGAUUCAACAGCUUGGUUUGCAUGUGACCCCUCCAAGGCCCACUGACUGGGGGAGUCAUCCAGAUUCAAGAAAUGUCGGCUAUGAUUUGUCAGGAAGAACAGGUCACGGGUCUCACCAGUCUCCUGAUAAUGGAGGCUAUGACCAAAUUCCUGAUUGAGAAUUACAUCAAUUGUGUGGUUAACAGUUGCAUGAUAUCACUUCGUCUACAUACCAGCAGUCUUUGUCACAUGAUGCCGUUUAUAGUAUGCAACAUCCAUUAAGGUCAUGGCUUCUGACUUCUGAGAAUUUAUACUCAUGUUUGUCCUUCCAAAAUAUUCUUCUGCCUUACUCGUGAUGUAUUUUAAAAAAUUAGGAUUGCUGCCUAAAACUUCUUCAUUUUUGUGGGCCUGUUAGUUUAUCUGUACCAUGAAAAUAAGGUAUGUUUACAUAUAUAUGCUGCCGAGGAUAGCUUCUGGGCUAUAUUUUUCUUCCAUCUUCAAGGUGCGGCCUUUUUUCUUUGGACAAAA